AGCAUCAUCACCAUCUCCCCACGGCAUGCGAAAAGCUCUGACAAGCACGGUACAAUUCGAUCGCUUACCCUUUCAGAACGUUAUGCUGUUGCUGCAAAUGCACUCUCUGCGCUGAUGGCUCCGCCCGCGAAGCGCCGCCGGCGGAAUGUCGUUGACGCUUCAGACGAUGAAGACGAAUCGCCUCGUGCAAACACCCUGUCCAAGUUUUUGAUUACUUCACCAAGCUCCUCUACCAAAAGCCGCGUCGCUACAGCUUCCCCGAGCCCGACAAAACCUAAAAUCGUCGAUAGCAAGCCAACCAAGAAUGCUUCACUCCGGCUACCUCGUCGAGCGCAAGCGAAGAGCAAUAGCACGAGUCCAAGCGCGAAGCGUACCAAGGAUGUUGGCAAAGCAGCAGAUACUGGAAGAACAGCUGAUUUGAAGACGCUCUUUUCGAACCAGGCACAAAGGGCUGCGCGGUCGAGUGCUGGAGAUACGCAAUCCAUCCCUCUCGAAGAUAUUAUCAGUGAUCCUAUCUCAGAGGAUGAUGAGAUCUCGGAACUUAAGGCAAGCUCCGCAAGCUUAGUUGGACAACAUGCGAAAAAGAGACUACGAAAUGACUCGCAAUCGUCGUUGUCUAGUGUACCCAGCGCCAGCCAAAAGUUCAUCAAACCACCUAAGCCAGUACCUAUAGCUAGGCCAAACGACGAUGCACGCCCUUGGUCAGAACGAUUUGGACCUCGAAAUCUGGAGGAGUUAGCAGUUCAUAAGAAAAAAGUCUCUGAUGUGAGGAGGUGGUUGGAGGAUGUAACAGCCGGACGCAUGCGCCAGCGUCUGCUAAUUCUCAAAGGUGCUGCUGGGUCCGGGAAGACAACAACCCUGCGACUGCUGGCAAACGACAUGGGUAGUGAGCUUCUUGAAUGGCGAAAUCCUGCGGGAAGCUCUGGGCUGGGUUUCGUUUCAGCAUCUGCGCAGUUCCAAGAGUUUCUUGGUCGUGGUGGUAAGUUUGGAGCAUUAGAGACCGAUGCUACAAUGUCAUCGACCCAGAACAGCUCUCAGAUCAACCGAAAAAAUGAUCCGAAACGAGUUAUUCUCAUCGAGGAGUUUCCUAACACAUUUUCAAGAUCUUCAACGGCUUUAACAUCCUUCCGGAGCACCGUUUUACAGUACCUUGCCAAUAGCACACCCUCUUUAUCCAUGCUUGCGAAGCCUUCACAGCAUGAGCCCAUAACACCGGUGGUCAUGGUCAUUUCAGAAACUCAUCUGACUACGACCUCUGCAUCAGCGGACAGUUUUACUGCACAUCGACUUUUGGGGCCGGAAAUCCUACAACAUCCAGGGGUUGGUAUGAUUGAGUUCAAUGCCAUUGCCCCCUCAUUACUCCUAAAGGCACUGGAACUCGUUGUCCAGAAAGAGGCCAGAAAAUCUGGUCGCAGGAAAACACCAGGACCUCAAGUUCUAAAACGCCUUGGUGAAAUUGGAGACAUCAGAAACGCCGUAUCAUCUCUCGAGUUCCUGUGUCUGAAAGGUGACCAGCAAGGAGACUGGGGCAACAAGGUCGUGCUCACAAAGCUGACCAAAGGCGCGAAAGAUGCUAUCAAACUCACACAAGGCGAAGAGGAGAGUCUGGAACAAGUAUCUCAACGUGAAGCGAGUCUAGGCAUCUUCCAUGCUGUUGGAAAGGUUGUCUACAACAAACGAGAUGAGCUUCCUCCGCCAGGAGGUAACGAUAUCGAGAAUCUCCCAACUUUUCUUUCGCAUUUCUCGAGACCGAAACGCUCACAAGUGUCUGUUGAUACGCUCAUCGAUGAAACGGGCACAGAUACACAUACUUUUGUUUCGGCAUUACAUGAAAACUACGUUCUAUCCUGUGAGAGCACAGAUCCUAUGGACUUGUCAACACCAAUGGACUACGUUAAUGACUGUAUCGAAUAUCUGUCACAAGCAGAUCUCCUCUCACCAUCAAGAGAUAUCUUCUUCGGCGGCAGAGUUGGCUUUUCAGGUCCAGAUUCUGGCAGCCAUGUGCUCCGGCAGGACGAAAUAACUUUCCAGGUAGCUGUCAGGGGCAUGUUGUUCUCACUUCCUAACCCUGUUAAGCGCAAAUCAUCAGUCAUGUCCAAGGGCAGCGACGCCUUCAAGAUGUUCUACCCCACGAGUCUGAAACUCUGGCGUGCCAAGGAAGAGUUAGAAGCGUUUGUGGAUAUGUGGUCUACAAAACUACUUAAAGGCGACGAUGGAGCAACGAAAAAUCUGACCGAUGGGGCCACAGCGUUUCGUCGUCCUCAGCAAUCGUCUGGCGAGACUUCCUGGAUGCAACGUAAGCAGCUAAAUCGUCAAGCGAUAGUGAAGCAGCAGCAGCAGCAGCAGCAAGAAGACGAUCCUGAGAGUGCGCCGCUUCUCUCGCUUGGCAGCGCAGCCCGGCGUGAGAUGCUCCUUGAGCGUCUCCCAUAUAUGGCGCACAUAGCUCGUGCUCGAAAAACACCAAGCUUCCGUUUGCGCGAACUUGAGAAGGUGGUUGCCUUCAAAGGUAUUAAUGCUGCCGAUGAAGAGUCUGAUGCAGAUGACGACAUGCAGCCGGGAGAGGCUUGGGCAACAGAUAAGCCAUCAGAAGAAAUAAGUCCCCGGAAGAGAAGUGCAGGUAUAAAGGAAGGAAAUGUUUCGGGCCUUCUCGCUCAGAAAUUGGUGCUGAGCGAUGAUGAUAUUGAGGAUUAAUGGCAUAAAUGGUUAAUGCCGAAUGGGUGCAUGGAAACAACGCGAUUUGAGGUUCAUUUGGUUUUUAUUUGCGCUUGGUGUCAAGAUCAUGACAACAAUGAAACGGAGCAAAGGGGAUAGAUAAUCUGGGCUGGGUUCACGGUCUCGCGUCAACCGACUUUUGAGCGAGAGGGGAGAAAUGUAUAGGGACGGGAAGCUUUUACAAAUGGUUCAAAUCAUCAUCAUCACGUUGAAGUGAGCGUCUGGGCGCGGCGUUAAGUCUAUCAUGUAUACAAUAUCGCAAUCGUACAGAUCACAAUCUCUGGGAAUCCUUCUUUUCCAGGCCAAAACUUUCAGGCCUUUUUUACUUUUCCAAUUCCAUUUCCAUAUCAAAUUGCAAAAA
Messenger RNA from Fusarium verticillioides 7600, 3073 nucleotides. RefSeq names its product cell cycle checkpoint protein. Gene Ontology annotation, molecular function: chromatin binding. Lineage: Eukaryota; Fungi; Ascomycota; Sordariomycetes; Hypocreales; Nectriaceae. The transcript has a single exon. Gene Ontology annotation, biological process: DNA damage checkpoint signaling; mitotic DNA replication checkpoint signaling; DNA repair. The record is from RefSeq and is a predicted model, not a curated record. Bases 115 to 2691 code for a protein of 858 amino acids.